AAACAUGUUUCAUAAUAGGGGUGACCCUUCAAACCAAAGCGUCUGUAUGUAGUUUCACAGUCUGACUACAAGAUGGCGUCGUUGCAUUAAUAGUAAAUUCCUCCAGCUCACACGUGUCUGCGGUGGUUUUGUCCGUGUGCUGCGUGGACUGUAGUUUCUGCUGACACCUUGUAAAAGGUAGCAUAAUGUGUUGACGAAAGUGUUUCUCAGACUGGCGCCAGGAGGUCCCAUGCAAAAAGAGGAAUUUUAAACCUGUAAAUCCAGUCCAUUGUACCAGAAUGACUGUCAAUCCCAGUUUCCCUCUUGAUAGCCUAUGUGAUUAUUUGUGUAUUUUGUAAGCUAUACCUCUAUUUAUAAUCUUGAAAUUUUACUAAAGUUAUGCCAGUGCCUUUACUUUCAAAUCACCUUCUUGGGGAUAUCAGAAGGAGACAGGUGGUCUGUGUGUGAAGUGGUGAACUAUGUCUUUGGUAUGAGAGAGUGUCUGGGAUACUCUGGAUUAAACAGCAGCCACAGUAGCAGCGGCUUGGAUGUGUGGGAGUUUGAGCACCGCCCUCAAAACACUGGACUCUGCUGCUGCUCAGAGAAACAGCAGCCUGUCAGGCGGGCUGAGGACCUACACACUUCACCCAACAAGAGUCCGGGACUGUUUGAACAAAAACACUGGAAGGAAGGAGAGUUUGACUCGGGCUUAGAGAUAUGAGACUGGGUAUGACGGUGCGGGCCAAGCGGAGGGUGUAGCCACAUCUGGCAGAGCGCUGAAGUAAGCAGGAGCUUCAACACACCAAACCGUCUACUGCAGUCGAGGAAAGAUGGGAGAGACAGAGGAGGAGAAGGAUAACGUGGGGAAGCUGUUUGAGAACUUUGUCCAGGCCUCGACCUGCAAGGGAACACUGCAGGCCUUCAACGUCUUGUGCAGAAAGUUGGACCUCGACCCUGCCGACAACAGCACCUUCUAUAACAGUCUGAGGGCAAAGGUCACCACUUGGAAGGCCAAAGCACUAUGGACUAAGCUAGAUAAGAGGAUGUGUCACAAGGAAUACAAGAAAGGCCAGGCCUGUGUGGGCACCAAGUGCCUCAUCAUUGGAGGAGGUCCCUGCGGCCUGCGGACAGCCAUUGAGCUCGCUUUGAUGGGUGCCAAAGUGGUGGUGAUUGAGAAGAGAGACUCCUUCUCCAGGAACAACGUGCUGCACCUUUGGCCCUACACCAUCCAUGACCUGCGGGGCCUCGGAGCCAAAAAGUUCUACGGCAAAUUCUGUGCCGGGGCCAUAGACCACAUCAGCAUUCAGCAGCUGCAACUCAUCCUUCUGAAGGUUGCCCUCAUCGUUGCAGUUGAGUUUCAUAUCAAUGUGGAGUUUGUCAAACUGCUGGAGCCUCCAGAGGACCAGGAAAAUGAAGGGCUUGGGUGGAGGGCGGCAAUCCGACCUGCUGAUCACCCCGUGGCUAACUUUGAGUUUGAUGUUGUGGUGGGGGCUGACGGACGCAGGAAUACUCUGGAAGGUUUCAAAAGGAAGGAGUUCAGGGGUAAACUGGCGAUCGCCAUCACAGCCAACUUCAUCAACAGGAACACCACUGCCGAGGCCAAGGUGGAGGAGAUCAGCGGAGUAGCCUUCAUCUUCAACCAGAAGUUCUUCCUUGACCUCAAAGAGGAGACAGGUAUCGAUUUGGAGAACAUUGUGUACUACAGGGACAACACGCAUUACUUUGUGAUGACGGCCAAGAAACAGAGCCUGCUGGACAAGGGAGUUGUCAUUAAUGAUUACGUAGACACCCAGAUGCUGCUGAGCAGUGAAAACGUCAACCAGGAAGCUCUUCUGUGCUACGCCCGAGAGGCUGCUGACUUUGGCACCAACUACCAACUUCCCACGCUGGAUUUUGCCAUGAACCACUGCGGGCAGCCAGAUGUAGCGAUGUUUGACUUCACUAGCAUGCAUGCCUCAGAGAACGCUGCUCUGGCCAGGGAGAGAUUUGGACACCAACUGCUGGUUGCACUGGUUGGCGACAGUCUGCUAGAGCCCUUCUGGCCCAUGGGGACAGGUUGUGCUAGAGGCUUCCUGGCUGCCUUUGACACAGCCUGGAUGGUAAAGAGCUGGGCUCAGGGUCGGAGCAUUCUGGAGGUGCUGGCAGAAAGGGAAAGCAUUUACAGACUACUUCCUCAGACAACACCUGAAAACAUUGCCAAAAACUUUGAUCAGUACACCAUAGACCCUGGGACACGAUACCCCAACCUCAACUCCUCCUGUCUUAGGCCGCACCAGGUGCGUCACUUGUACAUCAGCGGAGAGCUGAAUUCCUGCUCUCUGGAGCGUGCUGCUACCAUACGCAGGCCUGUCAAUCUCUACAGACGAGAGUCUGAGAUCAGACCAGCGAGGCUUCUUACCUGGUGCCAGAAGCAGACGGAGGGCUACAGGAAUGUGAUGAUCACAGACCUGACAUCUUCCUGGCAAAGCGGCAUCGCCCUGUGUGCCCUCAUCCACAAGUUCAAACCGCAGCUGAUAGAUUUCGAUUCAUUAAAUGAGGAAGACCAGGCUGCAAACCUGCAGCUGGCUUUUGACAUCAGUGAGCGGGAAUUUGGGAUCCGUCCAUUCUCGUCUGGGAAGGAGCUGAGUGCCUGUGAGGAGCUGGACAAGACCAGGAUGAUCACCUACCUGUCCAAAUUCUAUGAGCUGUUCCGUGGCACACCGUUACCUGCAUCAGAUUCCAGAGGAGUGGAUGAAAACAAUGAAGAUUAUCCAUCUAAAGAAGUCAGGAGUAAUAAUAAUGUGCUCAAUCUUGCUCUGCCCAGGAAACGAGUACCAAAGGAUGAGAAGAAGUCGGAUGGUACAGACCCCAUUUACAAAAGGAGGCGAAAAUUCAGUUAUUUGGAGGAGGCCACCAAUCUGUCCAGUAACGGCUCCUCAGUGCGAGAAGGACAGGAGCCAAAGGAAAACAAAGUGCGCUCCAUGGCUACUCAGUUGCUGGCCAAGUUUGAGAGUACACCUAGUUACACCGUACGGAAACAGUCAGACUGUGAGAGGUCCUCCCCGCUCCAAACUCUUGACCUGCCUGAGAAUCUUCCCAUUAAACUCGGGCCUCCGGUCCCACCUAAACCUCCUCCUGAGAUACAGUUUGAAGUCAGUAUCAGAAAUGCAGCAAAGCACUUAGUCCGCCUGCCACCAAAGACUCUGCCCAAACCCAAGUUCCAGCCUCCAUCCCAGUUUUCUGUAGUGAAGCUCAGACAUGUGGAUCAAACACAUGCUCAGACGAAGCCUCAGCCUGAGAUUGCAGACUCCGCUGCUUCUUCUCCCUCCUGCCACUCAGCUGUCCUUCUCAUGUCAAGAAUUGUCCAGCGCCUCAGGGAGGUGGAUGAACAGAUCUCUGAGAAAAAAGCUCAGACACAACAGAGUAGAGAGUUUCACUCAAAGAGUAUAAAGGAAAAAGCGGUUCACCUUAGCGGGUUGUUCUCAGGAGACAGCUCUGCUGUACUCAAGAACGACUCGGUGCGAAGGGCGUUCCCCCAGUCCGGUGACAAGUGUCACUCGUGCGAGAGGCGUGUUUAUAUGGUGGAGAAAGUUUGUGCCGAGGGGCUCUACUUCCACAGGGAGUGUUUUCGCUGUUCCACCUGCGGCUCUGCCCUGCGCCAGGGAGCACAUGCCUUCGACUCCCAACAGGGGAAAUUGUACUGCAAACUUCACUUUGAUCAACGCAACAAUGGGACAAACCUACGCAGGAAUUUCUCUCUACGCUCAACUCGUUAUGGAAGUGAAGUUCAGGAGCAAUGCGCUGUAGAUGAAGAGAGCUCCUCCUCCAGCAGAGCAGCAGACCCGCAGAGUCAACCUGCAGCAGGUACCUUCAGCUCGUUCAUAAGGAAACGACUGAGCUGGCCGCUGAGUGUGACUCGCUCUGUGUGUAACGCCCCCAAGUAUCUGUUUCACCGUGUGCGUAAGACAGCACAAGCUGUCGCCGGCCACAUGAGGGACAACGCCCAGGACUAUGUGAACCUGUACGAGCUACUGAGUGUGAGCUUGCCCCUGCUGCUUGUGUUACCAGAGAUUCUGCUGCAGAUGUACACAGAGGUUGUGCCCGACGGGCCGAGCUCUUUACAGCCUCUACUGCUGUGGCUGCAGGAGCAUGUCGGUCACAGGCUCAUCUAAAGUCUCAGCUGUUAAUAGUAAACCCUCAACAUCACUCCAAACCGUUAUAUCUGUGGCCAAUGUGCACAUUAGCUGGAGUGUUAAUGUCAUAUUAUCAUUUGUAGUUGUGCACAAGCACCUUUUUGAUGUUUACUUGUCUUUUCAUGAUGAUACUAGAUUUGCUCUCAGUUUGUUAGAUGUACUUUCUCAUCAGCCAAAACACUGUAAGUUGCACAUACAACAUUUUGCAAUUUACUACAGGGGUUGGGGAAAUUUGUUGAAUAUUAAAGCUGCACCAAAUAAUUUUACAGUGGGUUUAAUGUGGAAACUGUACAGUAGGGUUAAAAUAAAUUAAACAAAUAGGUUUAAAGUAGUUAAACUGCACAUAAAUACCUUUCAUAAAGUAAAACAGGCCACAGUCUGCGCAUGGAAAGACUUAAGACUGCUGAAAUCAACAUUGCUGUAAAACGGAUCCUGCAGUUAAACUUGCUUUACUCAGGUCAUUAUGACUGACUGACUUUGUGCACUUUAUCUUUGGGAACUGCCUUGUCGAUGGAGCAGCAAACUGUCACAUACAGUAACACUAAAUCCUGCUUUCAUGUUGACGUUGAACAGCAGGCGGGUUUAUUCUGUGCUCCUACCAUAUGUUUUUUUUUUAAUAUACAUAUAUGCACAUGUGCAAUUAUCUCAUUAUAUUUACCAUACUCUGACCACUUUUAUUAACUGUAUCAUUCAUCUUUUGUAUGGAUGUCUCCCAAAGAAUCCCUCAGAGGUUUUGAUACUGUGGACUCCUCUUGGUAUUUAGUUCUACUUUGCUGCCAUCUACUGUUGACUCUCAGAAAAACCAUGAAGGCACAAAACAAAAAGAUACCCCACCCUCUCAAUUUUUUUUAUAUAACAUUGCAAACUCUUAGAUUUUAAAGAAUUGAUUUAGUAGAUAUGAUUUACUGUAGACAAUAGACGCUGGUGAGCAUGCUGUGAUGUGUUUGUAUGUGCUUGCCACUCUUGCCAUAAUUUUAAAGCAUGUUGUUGGAAGAUCAACUGCAAACCUCUUUGACUGGAAGCCACCCGGUCGCUUCCUAUUCAGAUACAAAUACAGAUACUUUCUAUUGUUGCUGAUGAAGCACUUUAGAGUUGCAGCGUAUUUUGUUUAGCUUUAAAAAAUAUUUGAAAAUGAAUGAUGUUUGCAAAAACUUCAGGUAGUUUUUAAAGUGUUUACAGCAUGAUAUGCAAUAAUAUGUUUGUGUUCUGCUCUCUGCUACCUAAUUUUACAUGUUGAAUUACUGAAUCUGCUACAUGUUGUUUAGAAGGAGAUAAAUAUCUGGUUUACAGUGCAGAAUAAGUGAAAAACUGAAGUGUUUUAAAAUACCAAAGAACUGUUUUUUUAUACACGGACUGUACUUAUAUAAGAUAAAAGUUAUACGUUUGUAUAACAAGACAGCAGUCAUGCAGACUGUAAUCUGUACAAUGGUGCCAACAACCAAAUUUCUCCUUUCUUUUUUUACGAAUGUCAGUAUUUUUGUUUUGUUUUCAUAAACAUUUUCUACU
This is a messenger RNA of Thunnus maccoyii (southern bluefin tuna), 5657 nucleotides long. RefSeq names its product microtubule associated monooxygenase, calponin and LIM domain containing 2a (gene mical2a). Lineage: Eukaryota; Metazoa; Chordata; Actinopteri; Scombriformes; Scombridae. The transcript has 23 exons. The record is from RefSeq and is a predicted model, not a curated record. Gene Ontology annotation, molecular function: FAD binding; protein binding. Bases 810 to 4130 code for a protein of 1106 amino acids.